GAAUACUAUUUCUAAUAAUUGAAGCACAGUGCCUCCAUUGCUAGUUGCAAUCUUCAUCAUUUUCCUUUAUAAAACAAGUCUCUGGUCCCUCCACUUCAUCCCUUCCAUCUGGUUCAAGCUUUCUGGCCAUGGGCUCCAAAGCCAACGACUUCCAUAUGCUUUUCUUCCCUUUCAUGGCGCACGGUCACAUGCUCCCCUUGGUUGACAUGGCUAAGCUCUUUGGAGCCCAUGGCGCUCGCAUAACUAUCCUUACUACUCCUGUCAAUGCCUCCAUCAUCCGCCCCACCAUCGAUGAUUCUGUCCAACUCCACAUCAUCUCCUUUCCCUCUGUGGAAUUUGGCCUCCCCGAGGGGUGUGAGAACCGCAAAUUCCCCCUUCCGGUUGACUUGAACGUUAAUUUCUUCAAAGCUGUUACCUCUCUUCGUCACCCGUUUGACGCCGUGCUCAGAGAUCUCAGACCCGACUGUGUUGUCACGGAUAUGUUCUUUCCAUGGACAUAUUAUGUUGCCGCCGCGAGAGGUAUUCCACGACUUAUCUUCCAAGGCAUCAACAACUUUUCACUCUGCGUCAUGGAUGCUUACGAGCAGUGCCGCCUAAAAGUAGGUGAAGCUGAGUCCUUUGUCCUUCCUGGCCUCCCUCAUCGUAUAGAGUUGUUAGAAACUCAAGCCAUGGACAUACAUAAAUUAGCAGGAACACCAAUGGAGUUCAUGCUAGAGAUGUUUAAAGAGAUGAAGGAGGUGGAGCCAAAGAGCCAUGGCAUGGUGAUGAAUAGCUUCUAUGAGUUGGAGCCAGAGUAUGUUGAUCACCAUCGUGAGGUGAUAGGUAGAAGGGUGUGGAAUGUUGGCCCUGUUUCGCUUUGCAACCAGGAAGUGAAAUAUAAAUCAGCAAGGGGUGGGGAGCAACCAACAUUAGCUAGCGAGUGCUUAAAAUGGCUUGACAAAAAACCAAGGGGCUCGGUCGUGUACAUAUGCUUUGGUAGUAAGGGCUAUUUCUCAAUAGCUCAAUUAAAAGAAAUGGCACUCGGCCUUGAAGCUUCGAAUCAUUCAUUUAUUUGGGUGGUACAGACUGGGAACAAUAAUUGGGUUCCAGAGGGGUAUGACGAGAGAAUUAAAGGGAGGGGGAUGGUGAUAAGAGGAUGGGCUCCACAACUAUUGAUAUUGAAUCAUAUUGCAGUUGGGGGAUUUGUGACUCAUUGUGGGUGGAAUUCUAGUUUAGAGGGGAUUUGUGCGGGGUUGCCAAUGGUUACAUGGCCUUUAUAUGCGGAACAAUUUUAUAAUGAGAAGCUUUUGGUGGAGGUAUUGCAAAUUGGGGUGGGAGUUGGAUCAAAAGUGCAUGAUGUUAAUCCAGAGACAAGGCCUAUUGUAGAGGCUAUCAUAGUAGAGGCUGCAGUAAGGAAUUUGAUGGGGGGAGGAGAGGUGGAAGAUGAGAGGAGGAGGAGGGCCAAGGAGCUGGGGGCAAAGGCAAGGAGAGCUAUCGAGAAGGGAGGGUCAUCGCAUAAUGAGAUAGAGAAAUUGAUGCAAGAGUUGAUAAAUUUGAGGAAGCAUGUGUAGCUUAGUUUAAGUUUUUUUUUUCUUUCUAUUUUUGUAUAUCUAUUUUGUUUGGAAUAAAUUUUACUUUUUUUU
Messenger RNA from Dendrobium catenatum, 1622 nucleotides. Its product is annotated as scopoletin glucosyltransferase-like. The coding region runs from base 129 to 1550 and encodes 473 amino acids. NCBI's taxonomy places the organism in Eukaryota, Viridiplantae, Streptophyta, Magnoliopsida, Asparagales, Orchidaceae. The transcript has a single exon. Gene Ontology annotation, molecular function: UDP-glycosyltransferase activity. The record is from RefSeq and is a predicted model, not a curated record.